UUUCCGGUUUAGUUGUUGAGGCGAGAAGCCGUUCUUUCGGUUUUUAUUAUUUUUAAUCGCCUCCAAUCCAUCAAAAUGAAGAUCUAUAAGGACAUUAUCACUGGUGAUGAGAUGUUCUCUGACACUUACAAAAUGAAAUUGGUCGAUGAAGUUAUUUACGAAGUGACCGGUAGGUUGGUGACGAGAGCACAGGGUGAUAUCCAGAUCGAGGGUUUUAAUCCUUCGGCUGAAGAGGCUGACGAGGGCACGGACUCGGCCGUCGAGAGCGGAGUUGACAUAGUCCUGAACCACAGGCUAGUCGAAACAUACGCCUUCGGUGACAAGAAAUCCUACACAUUGUACCUCAAAGACUAUAUGAAAAAAUUAGUAGCAAAAUUGGAAGAGAAGGCGCCUGACCAAGUUGAAGUAUUUAAAACAAACAUGAACAAAGUAAUGAAAGACAUCCUCGGCAGGUUUAAGGAACUUCAGUUCUUUACUGGGGAGUCUAUGGAUUGUGAUGGCAUGGUUGCCAUGAUGGAAUAUAGAGACUUUGAUGGUACGCAAAUACCAAUCAUGAUGUUUUUCAAACAUGGUCUAGAAGAAGAGAAAUUCUAAAUGUUAGAUAAGAAAUAACUCAAUAAUUCCAAACUGGCGCCUUGAUACUUUUGUUUUUUUAUUUAUUUAUCAAUCAUGUCCGCAUCCUGGCAGGAACUGGCUUCUCUCAUCACAAGGCUGAACAAUUUUGUAUUUAAAAAAAUAUACUGCAUACAACAAUAAAAUAAUUAACAUCAUA
Messenger RNA from Bombyx mori (domestic silkworm), 772 nucleotides. RefSeq names its product translationally controlled tumor protein (gene Tctp). The record is from RefSeq and is marked provisional. Gene Ontology annotation, molecular function: calcium ion binding. Gene Ontology annotation, cellular component: cytoplasm. Lineage: Eukaryota; Metazoa; Arthropoda; Insecta; Lepidoptera; Bombycidae.